GGCAACCCAGUCCAGUGUUCUUGCUUGGAGAAUCCCAUGGACAGAGGAGCCUGGUGGGCUACAGUCUCUGGGGUCUCAGUGAGUCAGACGCAACUAAAGCAACUGAACACACACGUGGUCCACUAGACCCUUGAUUGUUUUCAGUUAUUAUACUUUGGCCUGUGCUUCUGUCCUCUCUGUGUGUUUGUGGCAUGUCAUGGCAGCUUCCCUUUUCCGUCACCCCACCCCCAACUACACUCAUAUACUCCAUUUCUUCCCUUUGCCCACAUAUAAUAGUGGAGCUCUUGGUUCUCCCUCAAGUACUGAGUAUAUAAACAUUUCUCAGAUUCUUUCUUUCUUUCUCACAACCUUAAGUCUUCUGGGGGAAACUGAGGCUCGAUACAGGUGUAAUAAGUGGUGGGAUUUUAGUAGAGGAGAUUCCUGGGCAUGCGGCUGCCAUGCAGCACAGGGCUGAGGCAGGGCCAGCAGGCAGGAAUCAUCUGGGUCAGUGAUUCUCCCAUCCAAGUACUAACCAGACUCUGCUUAGCUUCCGAGAUCAGAUGAGAUCGGGUGCAUUCAGGGUGGUAUGGCUGUAGACUGGGUCAGUGAUUCUCAGAACACAGUUCCUGGACUAGCAGCAUCAGCAUCACCUGGGGCGAAAUGCAGAUUCUCAGGCCUCACGAGAGACAGAUUAAAUCUGAAACUCUGGGGUGGGGCCCAGCAAACUGUGUUUUAAGUUCUGCAGGUGACCGUGAUGCUCCCUAAAGUUUGAGAUCAUGGAUCUAGGUGAGAGGUGGCGCCUGGGCUGGGGAGGAGAGCUUUCAGGGUAAUCCACAGGCCUUGGCAAUUGGGUAUGGAGGGGCAAAGGUGAGGCUGUGUCAAGGAGGGCUCCGAGAUUUGGCUUAGUGAAGCGAAAAGUGUGAAAGUGUUAGUCGCUCAAUCGUAUCUACUCUUUGUGAUCCCAAGGACUGUAGCCCAUCAGGCUCCUCCGUCCAUGGAAUUCUCUAGGCAAGGAUACUGGAAUGGGUUGUCAAAUCUCAAAUUGGUGGGCCCCUCUGGUACUUGUUCCCCACCCCUCAACUCCUGACAGGGGUUCUUCAGCCUCUCCCCACCGUGAGCACUUGCCCCCCACCUCUGGCUCUCUUACUGCCUGUAAGCAAUGCUCCCUCGUCACAAGUCAGCUCCCUGCCCAUCCGUGGUAGCCAGGGCGGUUGCCACAGCAAUUGACAUCAGCAGUUGGUCCCCGAGGAGCCUGCCGCUGUCCUGCCUGCCAGCCUGCAGUGCCUCCGUUACCACUUCUGCGAUGAGCAGAGGAGAUGGCACUGGGGAUCCCUCCCUCCUAGGCACCCAGUUUUGAAGACUGGGUGGGGCAGGGAAGAGCCAGUGGCAAAGGGGGCGGGGCAAGGGGAGGGUCAGUAGGGGAGGCGGGGCCCCUCUUUGGUGGCCUCUUGCCUCUGCGGUGAGCCCCAAGUCCACUCGGCUCGCAGACGGUGGAGGCGGCAGCAGCAGCUAGCAGCAAGUGGGCCAUGGCAGAGGACGAGCCGAAGCCUUCGCCGCUCAGCAUGCCCUUAGUCCUGGACCGGGACCUGACCAAGCAGAUGCGGCUGCGCGUGGAGAGCCUGACGCAGCGCGGGCAGAAGCGCCAGGAUGGCGAGAAGCUGCUGCGGCCGUCCGAGUCCGUGUACCGCAUUGAUUUCAUCCAGCAGCACAGGCUGCAGUUUGAGCGCUGGGACGUCGUGCUCGACCAGCCGGGCAAGGUCACCAUCACGGGCACCUCCCAGAACUGGACGCCCGACCUCACCAACCUCAUGACGCGGCAGCUGCUCGACCCCGCGGCUAUCUUCUGGCGCAAGGAGGACUCGGAGGCCAUGGACUGGAAUGAGGCCGACGCCCUGGAGUUCGGGGAGCGCCUGUCCGACCUGGCCAAGAUCCGAAAGGUCAUGUACUUCCUCAUCACCUUCAGCGAGGGCCUCGAGCCCGCCAACCUCAAGGCUUCCGUGGUCUUUAACCAGCUUUGAUGGCAGCUGCUGGUUGCCACCCCCUCCCCUUGCCCACUUGCCUGUCCCCUGCCCCCCUCCCCACCCCAGGUGUGUGUUUGGGGACAUUAUCUUCUGGCUGCUGGCCUGUACUUGGCUUGGUCGGAGCUCAGCCUGUGUCCUUCCUCCUCUCCUUUCCCUGGUGCUGAGGCUCCCCGCUCAGGGGAGGAAGAUGCAAACUCUUCGUAGUCUAGAAGCUGAACUGGCUGCUGCUGCUUCUGCCCUAGACCAUGGUGGCCUGGUCGGGGCCAGUGUGGGAAGAUGAGAGGCCAUGGGAAAUUGCCUUCUCUCUGCUCCGUCACUGGGAGAGACUGAGAGAGAGACCAAGAUACAGACAGCAACAGGCAGAGAGAGACAUAUCUAAAGAACCAGGCAUCCGGCUUCCUCCAGAGACAGGGAGGCAGAGACGACAGAGCAGCCUCCUUGGAGAGUCUGGCAAACAGGCAUUUGCUGCCCUCAUGGCCACAAAGCCUUUCCCUGGAGCCCGUGUCCGGAGGUGAACACCCAGCCCGAGAACCCAGGAAGGUGCUUCUCUGGGUACCUUGUGUGGUCCCAUGACACCUUACUCUUAACACAUCCGGCCAGGGUGCUGUGGGGGCUGAUUUGGGCAUGGGGAGUGACUGGCAUGCUGGGGGCUGUGCAGACCAACUCUUGUUCUGAGAAUGACUUCAGGAGGGGAGAAGUGAAGGGGGAAGUCUGUCUGUCCAUACGUAUAAAUGUACAUCAAGAGGGAUCAUGCCGUGUCAUUUGGAUGUAUUCUGUACCUGCCCUGUGAACAAGUCUGACUUUAGAUGACCUAUCAUAUAAUCACCCAGCUGGUUGCCUGGUGGCCUUUAGCAGGAGCUUGAUCAGGGUGACACUGGGGACGGGGUGCUUCUGAGCUGGGAGACGGAGGUUCAUGCAGUGAAGUGGGGAGCAGUAUAGUAAGCAGAUAUCCCUCUGCCUGGGGGAGAGUGGGAAGCUGGAGAGAGGGGGUCCAGAGUCCUAGAGCUGGAGGCAGUAGCAUCUCUGGGGCCUGCUGGGACAUCAGGUUCUUCCUGGGUGACUGUUGGGAGAUGGUGAGUGUGUCGUCUCGGUGCGGCAUCUUUGGUGGAGUCAAAGGGUGGGGAUGGACAUGGCCUGGGAGAGCAGUUGUGAUGGCUGAUGGUCAGAAAUGGGCUGGGGGUGGCAGUGUGGUGUGAUGGUGAAACACUGGCCUCAGAGGUUGCUGGGGGAAACCCACUCACCAGAGAGGGAAACUGAGGCGCAGUUGCCAGCAGAUUCAGUUCCAGCCCGCAAGCCUCACUCCCCUUCACACUACUCAGGCCCAGAGUUCUGGCAUCAGCCGAGGGCGCUUCAGGCGCUUCCCGGCCCUCCAGGCCGGCCCCGCCUUUUUUUUUUGUUAGGGAUGUGCCUGUGACAGUUUGCUCGAGAAGCAGAGCUGUCGAGGGGUUGGAGAGCCCUGGGAACACAGGCAGCGAGAGAUGGAGGGUGAGAGCCAACCCCAGUGAUCGGCGCUGCUGGGAGGACAGGCCCCCCACUUCAGAGGCAGGCAAAUGGAAGCAGCUGGAGUAGGAUUCCUCAUUGAGAGGUUUGACUGUGAUGUGACCAAUGGUCCGUCCUAACUCAAAGCUCAGGGGUCUGUUCUGGGACAUGGUAGGAUUCCUGCUUGCUUUAUGCUGACUCCGAGAGAGCCUGGAGGCCAGACCCCGGCAGAUGGCCCACCCCUUCUGUCUUUGCUUGACCUCUCCCUGCAGCUCUGGGGACCCUCUUGGUGCAGCCUGCUUGUACCCCCACCCCCUACCACGUCUGCCCCAUUCAGGCAUGCGUGCCUCUGCCGUGGCCACUACGCUUCCCCAAUAAAGCCUGUGUGCCCCGC
Molecule: messenger RNA, 3873 nt
Organism: Bubalus bubalis (water buffalo)
Lineage: Eukaryota; Metazoa; Chordata; Mammalia; Artiodactyla; Bovidae
Gene: OMP
Product: olfactory marker protein
Exons: 1
Coding region: 1506-1997 (163 amino acids)
Biological process (GO): sensory perception of smell; signal transduction
Cellular component (GO): neuronal cell body; nucleus; cytosol
Source: RefSeq, a predicted model, not a curated record